CAUCAUAUUUUUCAUGUCAUAUAUAGGUCCAAAAAACAUACCAUUAAAUGAUAAGACAAGAUUUCAUCAUCAACUUAAUUGAUUAAAAUCUUCUUUCUGACUAAGAAAAAAUGGAAAGAGAAGGAGUGGUGGUACGGGGACGAGUAGAGAUCGAUACGAGGCAGCCUUUUGGGUCAGUGAAGGAGGCAGUCAUGUUGUUUGGAGAAAAAUUUUUGGCCAGAGAAAUUUAUGCCAAGCAACUUAAACAGGUGCAAAGCAAGGCAAGUGGUGAACAAAACCAACAAAACCAGUCUAAAAUAGAAUCAUCACCAGUGACAGUUGAGCUUGAAGAGACAAAGCAAAACCUUCAAAAAUCUAAAGAAGAAGGAACAUUCAUGGCACACUGCCUUCAAUCUCUAAAAGAAGAACUAGAACUGACAAAAAGAGAAAUACAACAGUUGAAGACAAGAGAUCUAAAGCAGAAAAAAGUAUCGUUAUCGGAUAAUCCUGAGAUUGAAGAGCUCAAAUUCAUCGAGAAACCAUCGUCCAAAGUUGAAUUGAGAAAACAAUUUCAAGAUUAUGACGAGAUAGAGUUCAAGACGAAUAGGUCUGUUAAAUUUGCUAGUACCCCUUUACUAACAAGAAUCAUUGUCAGCAAGGAUCAUUUAAAGAAAGAAUCAGAGAUUAGUCCUUCGCUACUUAAGAAGAAAAUGAAGAGGAAAAUGAUGCCUUUAAUCCCUUUUAUUAGUGGAUUGUUUUCCAAGAAGAAGGGAAUUCAAGAACACCAAUGUUCAUGAAAGUCAUGUUAAGUUUGAAUUUUGAUGGCCCUUCAGAGUAAGGAUAACGGUAGAGGUCUCAAGAGAGGAUUUUUACCAUUGAAUAAUUGGCUGUUACUCAAAUAAGUUCUGUUUACUAGGGAAUGUUUGUUGGUUUAUUAAUCCAGAGAGUGCAUGCAAAUUAGUUCGACAUUCUUUAGAUAUGCAAAAUACUACAGAUGGAAGAUGUAUAUAUGUGAAUGAGAAGAUUAUGAGCAUAUUCUUGUUCAUUUGUUUCGUAUUAGAUUCACUCUGGCAUAGUACAUGAAUAAACUAUCACUUUCAGAUA
Messenger RNA from Lycium barbarum (goji berry), 1083 nucleotides. RefSeq names its product WEB family protein At2g17940-like. The record is from RefSeq and is a predicted model, not a curated record. The transcript has 2 exons. Bases 111 to 776 code for a protein of 221 amino acids. NCBI's taxonomy places the organism in Eukaryota, Viridiplantae, Streptophyta, Magnoliopsida, Solanales, Solanaceae.